AUUUUACUAGUAGUGUUAUCAUCUGUGUUCUUGUAAAGAAGCUCUUAAGAAAAAGCUCUAUUAAUAAAUAAAUAUUUAAUUAGCUGACAAAUUAACUUGUGACAAUCAUGGGCUUCUUAACAAAAGCUGUCUUUAUUGCUCUGCUGGGAGUAGGAGCGUGGUUCACUUUUGGUGGCAGCAGUCCCAAACCCAUCCCUCACUUAGAUCCCGAAGCGUGGUGGGGACCAAAAGACCUUCAGGGCAAACUAGACAAAAGUAUACGACCUUUCAAAGUCAAGUUUGAAGAAGAGAUGAUAAAAGACCUAAGAUACCGUUUGAAGAACCACCGGCCAUUCACACCACCUCUAGAAGGUGUGGCGUUUGAAUACGGAUUCAAUACAAACCAGAUAGAAGGCUGGCUGAACUACUGGGCAGAGAAGUACAACUUCACUGAACGGGAGACCUUCUUUAACCAGUUCCCGCACUACAAGACAUACAUCCAGGGUCUGGACAUGCACUUCAUUAGAGUGACACCGAAAGUGUCCAAAGAUGUGAAGGUCAUCCCCCUCCUUAUGCUCCACGGCUGGGGAGGGUCUGUGCGGGAGUUCUAUGAAGCUAUUCCUCUCCUCACCCAACAGCAAACAGGAUAUAACUUUGUUUUUGAUCUCAUUGUGCCAAGUUUACCAGGAUUCGGGUUUUCGCAAGGUUCAGUACGCCCUGGGCUUGGGAUGCCAGAAGCAGCAGUAAUCCUCAAGAACCUGAUGAACCGGCUUGGAUAUGAGAACUUCUACGUCCAAGGUGGAGACUUUGGAGGGGCCGUCGCCGCUGUCAUGGCCACACUGUACCCUGAUGUUAUGUUGGGAUACCAUUCAAAUAUGCUUCUAAGUCAGCAUUCAACAUCAAUAUUCAGAAUGUUCGUCGGUGCUUACUUCCCCUCACUCAUCGUGGAACCUCAUCUGGCGGACAGAAUGUAUCCGCUGUCAAAAUUCUUCGCAUACUUCAUCGAAGAAUUGGGAUACAUGCAUCUGCAUGGAACGAAACCUGAUACCAUUGGAGUUCCUCUAACAGAUUCCCCAGCUGGCUUCCUAGCUUAUAUGUUGGAAAAGUUCUCUGUAUGGACCAGAACAGAAUUCAAACAUCUGCCUGAUGGCGGACUUGGACUCAGGUUCACGAAAGACCAACUCCUUGAUAAUCUGAUGGUGUACUGGUCUACCAACAGCAUUACAACAAGCAUCAGGUUCUAUGCAGAGAAUUUGAAUUUUGAAAAGUGGGCUAUGGGAUUGGAUGAUAUCCCAACACCAGUCCCCACGUGGGCUCUACAAGCUAAACAUGAAAUGAUCUACCAGCCUCCCGCCCUCCUGACACCGAAGUUCACAAACCUCGUCGGCACCACAAUCCUGGAUGAUGGAGGGCAUUUCUUGGCAUUCGAGUUACCCAAAGAAUUCUCAGCAGAUGUGUUCAAUGGUUUCAAGAAGAUCAGAGAAUGGCGCCAAAAGAACGGCAAGAUAGAACUGUGAUACUUAGUUUUAAUUUAAAUAAGGAGGCCUAGUUCCAGCAGUGGAUUGAGACGGGCUGAUGAUGAUGAUGAUAAAUAAAGUUUUUUUUGUAAAUAGA
Molecule: messenger RNA, 1593 nt
Organism: Trichoplusia ni (cabbage looper)
Lineage: Eukaryota; Metazoa; Arthropoda; Insecta; Lepidoptera; Noctuidae
Product: juvenile hormone epoxide hydrolase-like
Exons: 8
Coding region: 108-1496 (462 amino acids)
Biological process (GO): epoxide metabolic process
Molecular function (GO): epoxide hydrolase activity
Source: RefSeq, a predicted model, not a curated record